This is a messenger RNA of Camellia sinensis, 978 nucleotides long. RefSeq names its product auxin-responsive protein IAA1. Gene Ontology annotation, biological process: regulation of DNA-templated transcription. Gene Ontology annotation, cellular component: nucleus. The record is from RefSeq and is a predicted model, not a curated record. NCBI's taxonomy places the organism in Eukaryota, Viridiplantae, Streptophyta, Magnoliopsida, Ericales, Theaceae.
AGUCUUUGUUAGACUCAUUUAUUUGAGAGUUUUCAUUUUUUGUUAUUGAAAGAAGAAAAGCAAACAAACAAAGCUGUCGCCGGAGAUGGAAAAAAAGUCGCCGGAAAGUGACGUGGCAGGGCUGAAUUUGAAGGAGACGGAGCUGACUUUGGGAUUACCGGGCGAGUCUCGGAAUCAGAAAUCCGGUACAAAACGCGGGUUUUCGAAGAGGGUCGAUGAUGAUCGGUAUUUGAACCUUGGGAGCUCCGGUGGUGGUGUCGAGUUGGGUUCGGAUAAAAAUUGUGAGGAUGAUCAAUCGGAAAAUGAUGUGUCUCAGGCAACUAAACCUUCAACAGCCAAGGCACAAGUAGUAGGGUGGCCACCAGUGAGAUCAUUUAGGAAGAACAUGAUGACAACAACCACCAUGGCUACGACCACAACCAAGACAGCCAGUAAGUACGUGAAGGUGGCGGUGGACGGAGCUCCUUAUCUCAGAAAGGUUGAUUUGGAGAUGCAUAGUAGCUAUGAGCAGCUCUUGACUGCCCUAGAGGACAUGUUCACCUGCUUCACCAUCCGUAAUUACCUGAAUCAGAGGAAGCUUAUGGACACUGUAAAUGGGUCUGAAUAUGUACCAACUUAUGAAGACAAAGAUGGUGACUGGAUGCUUGUUGGUGAUGUCCCCUGGAAAAUGUUUGUUGAAUCAUGCAAGCGUUUAAGGUUGAUGAAAAGCUCCGAGGCAAUUGGCUUAGCUCCAAGGACACCUACAAAAUGCUCAAGCACAAGUUGUUGAAGAAACCUUUAUUACUUGGCAUAUUUGGAUUAUUAAUAAUAAAUUGCAUUGUACAUAGAGGUUUUUGUUUUCCCCUUUUGAGGAGAUUUUAGACAUAUAUAGAGAUGAUAAGGAGCAAUAGAGAGAGAUUUGCCUUUUGUUCAAGUUUGAUAUAUAUAUAAAAUAUUUGUUCUUUUUUUUUUUAUAUAUAAUAUUUGUUUGUAAUUUUA